AUGAUCGUGAGCAGAGUCGGGUCCGGAUCCGAAAAGCACGAAAAGAACAACCAGACUAGCUACACGGAGCGAGACAUGCUGCUCCGCUGGAGGCUGGAGCAGGCGGUGGUGGUGGCGGACGGACUCAGCAUCCCCCACUUUGCGCUGGAUCACAACAUCACCCUGGAGGACUGCGCGGAGACCUACCGCACAGGCAUGUUCCCGUGCCUGAAAGCGACGUUCACGCUGAGCCGGCAGAUGGGCUACUACGUGACGCAGCUCUACGUGCCCAGCCUACUGCUCGUCAUGGUCUCGUGGCUCUCGUUCUGGAUCAACAAGGAGCCGGCCCCGGCACGCGUCGGCAUCGGCACCAGCACCAUCCUCAGCAUGAUCACCAAGAGCACGGGCUCGCGAGCCAUGCUGCCCAAGGUGACGUACACGACCGCGAUGGACGUGUGGAUGGACACGUGCCUCAUCUUCCUCAUCGCCGUGCUGGUGGAGUACGCGCUGGUCCAGGCCACGGCGCGCAGGUUCAGGGACCCCAAGGUCAUCAAGAACAGCAAGGAGUCUAUGUCCGACCUUGAGGAGCGCUACCUCCGGCAGGCGGUGAUGGUGGACGUGAAGGCGCGUUUCGUGUUCCCCGCGGCGUUCCUCGCCUUCAACGCCGUCUACUGGGUCACCUGCGUGGUGGGACUCAAGUUCCUGCAGUGAAGACGCGGCACAGGAGACCGCAGAGACACCGCAGAGA
Messenger RNA from Lethenteron reissneri (Far Eastern brook lamprey), 727 nucleotides. Its product is annotated as glycine receptor subunit alphaZ1-like. Gene Ontology annotation, molecular function: extracellular ligand-gated monoatomic ion channel activity; transmembrane signaling receptor activity. Gene Ontology annotation, cellular component: membrane. NCBI's taxonomy places the organism in Eukaryota, Metazoa, Chordata, Hyperoartia, Petromyzontiformes, Petromyzontidae. Gene Ontology annotation, biological process: monoatomic ion transmembrane transport. The record is from RefSeq and is a predicted model, not a curated record.